GACAUAAAGGCGAGGAGAAGAACUGCUGCUCUGUUUAGUCUACCACACUACAUAUUAGGCUCAUUUUGAGACGCUGGAUGAAGCCAUGAAAGGGAUCCAACUCGGCCUACUGAUUGGCUAUGAAGGUGUUGAAACUCACUGUGACGGCAGACAGGAUGGAGCUCAGUGUUAUGGAGCUCUGGGAGGAACUGUGGUGAUCCAGCUGAUGGACAGAGCCUCAGAAAUACUGAGAUACAAUUGGUUUAAAAACAAAACAUUAACAAUACUUUAUGUGAAAAGAAUAUGAUUGUGUUUAAUCUGAUGGAGGACAGAUCCGUCUUUACUCCCAGGGAUGGAACAUUUAGGAUAAAUAAUCUGAACUGGUCUGAUGGUGCUGAAUAUAACCUUAUAAUCACUGAUUCAAAAGGAAAGGAAUCAGAACAACGGACUCUUCAGUUGUCUAUUCAAGCUCCUGUGUCCUCUGUCCGUCUGGCCUCUGAGUGUCUGUCCCAGGGAGAGAUGAGGGUGUCCUGCUCCUCUGAGGGAGGGGACAGUCCUCAGUACAGCUGGACUCUGGAUGGACACACACUGACAGACGAUCAGCUCCUCUCUGGAAGUAAAGAGACCAACAUCAUCACUCUGAAACAAGAUGUGUCAGGACUCCUGGUCUGCUCGGUCAGGAAUCACAUCAGUAGUGUCUCUAAAGAAGAGAAGAUAUCUACCUGUGGCUUCAUAUUCAUCAACUGUACCUCAUCCAAUGGGACAAACAUAUCACAGUGGGUGUACGAAGCCAAUAACACCCUGUGUAUUGAGCCAACAACAACUCCUGUCAUGAUCACAGACCUUAAGACCUCCACUGUGGCUCCUGUGUCCUCUGUCCGUCUGGCCUCUGAGUGUCUGUCCCAGGGAGAGAUGAGGGUGUCCUGCUCCUCUGAGGGAGGGGACAGUCCUCAGUACAGCUGGACUCUGGAUGAACACACACUGACAGACGAUCAGCUCCUCUCUGGAAGUAAAGAGACCAACAUCAUCACUCUGAAACAAGACGUGUCAGGACUCCUGGUCUGCUCGGUCAGGAAUCACAUCAGUAAUGUCUCUAAAGAAGAGAAGAUAUCUACCUGUGGCUUCAUAUUCAUCAACUGUACCUCAUCCAAUGGGACAAACAUAUCACAGUGGGUGUACGAAGCCAAUAACACCCUGUGUAUUGAGCCAACUACAACUCCUAUCAUGAUCACAGACCCCAAGACCUCCACUGAGGAUCAUCUGCCAGUAAUUGGUGGAGUCCUCGCAGCGCUGAUGAUUCUGUUAAUCAUCGGGGUGGCAGUCGUCUGCUCUCAGAGGAAAAAACAAAGCAACAAACCUAAAGAAGAAGAAGAUGGGCAAGAAUUGACCUAUGCUGAAGUCAACAUUGUGCAGCGGCAGAGGAGGCAGAUGCAUCAGAGGGAAGAGACAGAGGUGGAGUACGGCCAGGUCAAGUUUUCAAGGCGACCUCAGUCAUCUGUUGUUCCCACACAAGAUGAAUGCGUGUACUCUCAGGUCCGUAAGAACAGGUGA
Scomber scombrus (Atlantic mackerel) is the source of this 1530-nucleotide messenger RNA. RefSeq lists its product as uncharacterized. The coding region runs from base 283 to 1530 and encodes 415 amino acids. The record is from RefSeq and is a predicted model, not a curated record. Lineage: Eukaryota; Metazoa; Chordata; Actinopteri; Scombriformes; Scombridae. The transcript is spliced from 9 exons.